UCUCUGGUGUUCGCCUCGCCGGCUUGGGGUGUCCUUCUACUACUGCUAACUGCUUACGUAGCAGCAGAAGCGCGCACCGCCCAGUUCCUCUGCCUUCCCCUUCAUUAGUCAGCUUUCACGUAGGGGGAGCCCCCUUCUAUGGAGUAGGUGCAGAAUCGGGGUACCAACGUGGAAACCCACAGCAAAUUGGACUAAAAGUGACGGUCUCCUACAUUGUCAUUAAUGUAGACAGGAGCGAUUCUACGCUACUGUGCUUUGAACGUCCUCAUCACUUUGCUUGUGUUGAGCUAAGGAUUCUGUUCUUGCUUUUAUUAGCUGUAAGUGGGAGCAGGUGGUGAGUUGUGACUGCCUGCUUUACUAAGGUGUUAACUGUCUGUUGUGGUUGUUAUUUGCCCCCGUUUUCUUUAACAACGGGGCUCCACUGGAGAGCAAACUGCGAUUUCUUCUUGUCCCCCGAAGUACCGCAGUGGUGCUGCAGAGUCCUCUUCGAGGAAGGAGAGCCUUAGGAGUGUUGCUUGCUGCAUAUUCCAUUCCGCAAUCUAUCCAUCCUUGAAGAUUCACCGAGUGCCUACCUCCUGAAGAAGCAGAUCUCUCGUGUAAAGAAAAUGCUACAAAUUACUUUUUGGGAAAUUGAAGUGUUGCAUUCUUUUCUGGGAGAAGUCUUGCUGUCUGUGUGACAAGACUGCUCCACAUCAAACUGGAGCACUAACAGAAGGUGUGCCCCUAAUCAUCCAGCACCGUCACCUGUGAAACCCCCAAGCUUUUAAUCCUAGCACAGUUAUCACCAUGUCUCUGCCAGGAAGCAGGAGACAGUCGACUGGUUCAAGAAGGUAUGAUGGCUCCUGGGACCGAAGGAACCCCUAUAAGGCAGAUGUAAAUAAAACACUGCCACCUCACUGUCGUGGGUUUUGUGGAAGGAGUGGUUUGUCCUCGUUUUUUAAGUCUUCAAGGCCAGCAACUGCCCAUUCUGAGAUGCAGCCUCUUCUUCCUGCCUCCAGGCGUCUUUCUCCACCAGUGACCAUACGUGAUGGCUUUGCCACUUCCUCCAUGAGCAGUAGCAGUAACUCAGGGUCUUGCAAAGGCAGUGAUGGCAGUCCUACUCCCAGGCGUUCUAUAAAGUACUCCUGCAGUGACAACCAUGGUAUAAAGCCGCCAACCCCUGAACAAUAUUUGACUCCACUACAGCAGAAGGAAGUGUGCAUUCGACACUUGAAAGCGAGACUGAAAGACUUUCAGGAAAGGCUGCAGGACAGAGAUAUAGAAGUGGACGAACUGAAGGCACAACUUUCUCGAAUGCAAGAAGACUGGAUUGAAGAGGAAUGCCAUAGAGUUGAGGCUCAGUUAGCCUUAAAAGAGGCCCGGAAGGAGAUCAAACAAUUGAAGCAAGUAAUUGAUACUGUCCGGAGCAAUCUGACAGAAAAUGAUAAAGGCAUCCAGAAGUAUUUUAUUGACAUCAGUAUCCAGAACACCAAGCUUGAGACCUUACUCCAGAAUAUGGAGGUUGCUCAGAAUGGAACUCUAAGAGAUGAGGUAACUGGUUCAGCAGGGGGAUCCCCUGCUAGGUCUCUUACUCGGAGCUCCACUUAUACCAAACUAAGUGACCAAGCAGCACAGGACAAGAAUGCAGGUGACUUUCAAAGCAUUUCAACUGAGGAGACUGGAGACAGUGGCUUUGUAGGUGCAGAAGACACCUACAGUAGAACAGACUUGCUUGACCAGUUUUCCUCCAGGUUGGACUGCUCUGCUGAAGAUGCUUCCCUUCCAAUGUCCUUCAUGACCAUGAGUUCAAGGCUUCCUCACAGCUCUACUUAUGAGAAACUUGCCAGCUCUCACUGUAGUAUUGAAAUGGGAAUCCAGGCUACAGAUGUUGAGGAGAGAGCUAUACAGACCGACUUUGUUCAGUACAAUCCUGACUUAGAUACUAUAAUGGAGAAAGUGAUGAAAUCUCAAGCUUGUAGUCCAAGUAGUCAGACAUCUUUGUGGGCCUCUGAAAUUGAAGACUUGGGAAUAAAUGUUAGCUACCAAGUCAGUAAUACCAACAAAGUGCUUGACCUGGUCCCAAGUGACCCAAACUCUGCUAUUGUAGUGACUGACAAAGAAGGAAAUGAGUUAUCUAGUAGCCAUGUUGAUACUUCUGUCAUCCUAAAGCCUACAGUCCAGCAGCCUACCAGUAUGAAUAUGGCAGACAGUGCCAUUUAUAAUAUUGAUGAAGAUCCUAGUGAGCCUGACCAAGAUGUAGUCCCACAAAAGUCAUACUGGAGUCGUCAUUUCCUCAUCGACUUUCUGGCAGUAGCAGUGCCAAUAGUACCCACGGUAGCUUGGCUUUGUCGCACCCAGCGAUGGCAGGGCCAGCCUGUCUAUAACAUUGGAUCCCUGUUGCGUGGUUGCUGUACAGUAACUUUGCAUUCCAUACGGCGAAUGGGCUGCCGUCCUGCUAGCAGAAAUUCACAAGUAUAACAGUACUAUCAGGACUGAUUGCGUUCAUCAGAUCUAGGCUCUGCCUUCAUAUGCACACCAUUUGACACUGCAUGUACAUUUCCCAUGCAAGUCUAAUCCAGUGAAUGAUUAGCAUUAAUGCAGACAAAUAUCGUGUGACAGCUGUUGACCCUGCAUCUAGGCUAACUAGAUGUGUAAUUUAUCCUGUCAUAUAAUGCCACUAUAUCAGAAAAUGUUAAAAGCAACAUUUCAAGGUCAGGAAAGAAACACUAAUCUUGUUCAUAGUUGAGUGUUAAACACUAAGUGAUGUGGUUUGUUGUUGGAGUCAAAGCCAGUCUGUUACUUUAAGUAGCUUAUUUAGUGCAGUAUAAGCUAAACAGCGUAUCUUCACAUUUGGGGUUACUCAUUUCCUCUGCUGGGCUUCCACACACACGUUUGAUACUUCAGUGGGAACAGAGAAUUUUUUCAAGUUCAGCUAGCAGAUGAAAUGGAUAAACUUUCUGUUCCUAUGAAACAAGUGUGUAAUUUCAUUUUCUGUUUGGAUAAUUUUUGAAAUCUGUGGAUUACCUAGAGAAGCACUUCUGAUUUAAGACCAUAAACUUUCUUUUUUUGUAGAUUUAUGUGAUACAUUAGCUGCACACACUUCCUGUUGCUGCUUAGAACAUUCCCGUCAGGUUAUUAAACACUUGUAAGAUCUGCAUGCAGUCCCGCAGUGGAUGAAGGUACAUUACAAACUGAAAUCAUUAGUAACAUUAUUUUCCACAUUUCCCUUUCAGUUUGAACAUCUACAUCAGAGGUUCCAGGGUGCACUGAGAUGCCGUACCAUUUCAGACUCACUGUAAUUUUUAUAUGAACUUUACCCAUCUUUGAAAAACAGUGCCUCAGUUUUCCAGUGUGCCAGUUCCCUGAACCAAGACCACCAGCACCACAAAGGGCAUUGCUAAUGUUACCUGGUUUGCUUUCUUCCUUAUCACUUCCAAGUCCACAAAAACAACAAGCAAAAUGUGCAUCUUAACCUAAAUAUACAACUACCAUGAAUGGGUCAGGGUCUGCAGGUUAGGGAAUUACAUCUAAACCUAAAUAUACAACUACUAUGAAUGGGUCAGGGUCUGCAGGUUAGGGAAUUACAUCUUAACCUAAAUAUACAACUACUAUGAAUGGGUCAGGGUCUGGAGGUUAGAGAAUUGCAUCUUAACCUAAAUAUACAACUACUAUGAAUGGGUCAGGGUCUGCAGGUUAGGGAAUUGCAUCUUAACCUAAAUAUACAACUACUAUGAAUGGGUCAGGGUCUGGAGGUUAGUGAAUUACAUCUUAACCUAAAUAUACAACUACUAUGAAUGGGUCAGGGUCUGGAGGUUAGUGAAUUACAUCUUAACCUAAAUAUACAACUACUAUGAAUGGGUCAGGGUCUGGAGGUUAGUGAAUUACAUCUUAACCUAAAUAUACAACUACUAUGAAUGGGUCAGGGUCUGGAGGUUAGUGAAUUACAAGCAGCCAGUCAAUAAGCUAAACUACCCCAGCAAGUCAGAAUAAGAAAGAAAAAUGAUGUUCUCCAUGACGUUCAUACUGCUUUCAUGUCUGUCUUCUCUCCCAGUUUCUUUUUGCGUACUAUUAAGCCAAUGGACAGAUUUGUACUACUGAGCUCAGAAAAGUAGUUAAGUACUAGCUUUGUACUUAUGUUGCUGUAAAACACAAAACAGAAAUAGUCUUUAAAAAAAAGAGGAACCCCUAGAGUGUGGUAGCAGGUAUAGUAUUAGUAGAUAUUCAUAAUGGACUAAAGAGUGGCGUAACCCCGCAUGUGGCGCUUGGGUGGUGGAGGGACAUUUGGGUGAGAAGUACAAAAAAGAAGUGCAUCUCUCUGGUUGGCACAGUGGUAGAAGCCCACUCCCAUUAUGUAAAAAAAAUUGUGCAUCCUGAUUGGCUAACACAGGUUUUAUCUGGGACAUUCUCUCCAGUGCAUUAACUGUUCUAAACUAGCCUCUUUCAAAAAUGCAUAUAUUUUACUAAAAGUGUUGCAUUGUGAUGCUGCUGCUUGGGAGUAUGUUUCAAGGAAAUGUAAAUAAACUUAAAAUGUAAUUAAUUAACUCUUUAAAAUGUAUGUAGGUAUUCCACAUGACGUGUCAUCCAUUGGGCGGUAUGAUUUAUUUAUGCAAUCCUAUUCUGCUGACGGACUCAAAAUGAAGAAUUACAUACCAAGAAAUGAAACAAAUAGCAAGGCCUCUGAAUGCAAGUCCCACUGGUCUAAAAAAGUAUGCCCAGUUUCAAUUAAAUAUAACACAUUUUGAAAAACUCCCUAAAGUUUGUAAAAUAUUGAUGCCCCCCCCCCCCCACAUCUGCUACUUAACUCCAACAUUGGCAUACCUUUGAAUAAUGGGGAUACGGUAAUACCACAAUUUCAGAGUUAGUAUUUUGCCAUCCCAGGCAUCUUAAUUAUGAGCCUUUUGGCAUCAACAGGCACCUAAUCACUCUGUCUCCUUUUUACCUGUGGAAGUUGCCAGCAUUAUAAAACCUGAUCAGAGUGUAGAAAAAGGUGAAGAAUAAAACAUGUAUACACCUUGAAAAUAAAAAAAAAAAGGGUCAACAGUUGAUUUGUCUGUUUGUAUAUCCAUGCCAGGGCUAGCCACCCGGCAGUGUGAACCUUGGCUUUAGAUGAUUGUCAGUUAAAAUUACACCCCAACCUCAUGGAAAAAAAUGAGGCUGUGGAUUCUGAAAUUAAACUGAACUGCUUGCUGUUAAAAUACACAAUGUACAUGACAUCAAGAUGCCUUUAAUAUAUCCAGACUCAGUGCAUUAUAGUACACAUUUAUGGUUAAAUACUGCACCCCUCCCAUAUUGUUGGUUACCACUUAAUAUCUCCUUUAAAUGCCUAAAAAAUAAGCUUUGUUCAACAAGUAUGACAUUAAAAAUGGCCACUACAUCCUAGAUAAUCUGCCGUGUCAGUUUUCUUUACAGUUUGCAGCAGACGGUUCUAUAGUGCACUGUACAUAACAUGCUUUGUUUUCUGCAUAACAUAAAGGGUAUGGCCAUGCAGAGCUUUACAGAACUGUAUGUACAGGAAAUGUCUUGCUUUUGCACGGUAGCGAAAAGCUUACUGUUGUACCAGUGAUUCACUGUUAGUAUUGCUAAACAGCAUAAAAAUGUCACUCCCUUUUAAGUUAUGUUGCACAGUAAUACCAGAGAAAUGGCAUUGUGCAUGUGAGUGCUGGAGUUAAGUCAGAAAACUGUUUUAAGACCACUCUCCAGAGAUGCUUGUUUAAAGCAUCUUAGAAGCCUUGGGGGACAUUGUGACAUCAGUAGACCACUCUAUCAGGCCAGCAUUGUACGGUCACAAUUUCAGCACUGUCUUUCACAGUUUAUUUAAUAUAAUAUAUUUUGUGCUCUGCUUACUUUAUUUAAAAAGGGCUGAUCUUGACUUCAUUACUUGGCACUUUGCAGAUAUACAUGACUUUCCAGAGUAGAAAUCUGGGAUUUAAAAGUGACAGCAUGCAUGCCAGUGAAAUUAUAGGACAAAUAAUUCUGAGGACCCCAAGGCAUCCUCUUUGUGCAUUCUUUAUUCUGUAGCUGCACACUGAUUGCACUUUUUAGAAUUAAAACACUAAAUUUAGAUGCUUGCCGGAUGGUAUGAAUUUGCACAUUUUUUUCUUUCUGCCACAUGGGGGAGAAGUGGCACUGAUUCUGUAACCCAGCUCCUGCAUUAGUAUCAGAAUAUAUUUGAGCUGUUGAGAAGGAAACAGUUUGACAUCGAGCACUCAUCAUUUGAGCCCUGUAGAAGCAGUGAUUUAAACUAAGAGGUCACCUUUGGUAGAAGAAACUGCUUUUUUAGUUAUAUUUUGUUGAUAUUCACGUGUGUGUGUGUGUGUGUGUGUGUGUGUGUGAGAGAGAGAGAGAGAGAGAGGAUGAUACCUGCAUUUAGUAAAUAAUUUUUGUCGUCCUAAAAUUGCAAUAGAAAUGGUAAUGGUUUUCCGUCUGGUAAGCUGUAUAAAUAAAUGGUUAUUGUGACUUGUUUAAAUGAAAAGGGCUGAAGUAUUUAAUCACAUUUAAAAUACUUUACACUGUAUCACAUUAGCUGGACUUUAGCAUUUCUGCAUUUACAGUACUUAAAUGAAGAAUAGUUUUCUGUAAACUCAGUUUCUUUAAUCACAUACAAGCACAUCUGAAAAGUGGAUACAUUUAUGUUAAAUGUGGAGAGACAUCUGGUGGAAUAGUAAAUGUCAUAAAUUACUAAACUGUUCAUUUCAGUUUGUAUGUUAUAAAUUAUUUUUUCAUUUUAAUACAUAUAUGCAUUUUGCCAAAGCUUUAUGGGAUGCUGUAGGUAUCCCACGUUUGUAAGUUAUUCUUCAUCACGUGUGUGCCAGCAAAUAACCAGUUGUGUUUGGCAACAAGCUUGUAAAGACGUAACAAAGAUGGAAUGUUGUUAAUAUGGUUUAGAAAUGUCUGUUACAGUGGCUACAAUCUGACAAAUGCAGUUCCCCAGUAGUAGGAUUACAAAUUAGUUGUGGCACUGCUGGAUACUUACUGCGAAUGCAGGAAGGAAAGUGAAGACUUGAGAAAACACUUCCCCCAGUUUAACUGUCAUAAUUCCUGUUCUGUAGAGGGAUGUGAUCUCCCCCGUCUUCUCUUCAAAUCUGUUACGGUGGCCAGUUAGUACAGGACCUACAUAUCACUGAAGCCGGAUGAGGUAUGAAAAAAUGAACAUGUUGAUAUUUACUUAAAAUAAUACUAAGCUUUAGAUAAUGUGAAAUGGGUCACUCCACAAAGUUGAGAAUCAAGCCUUCUGUGGCCAUUCAUGUAUGUUUCACAGUUCACUUUAAUUGCAGAAAAUAACUGCUGUAGCAUAGUUGCGUAUUAAAUGAACAUUGACAAUCGCUAUAAGUUUUGCUAAAAUAAAUAAGGGGAAGACUUC
This is a messenger RNA of Protopterus annectens (West African lungfish), 7339 nucleotides long. RefSeq names its product syntaphilin (gene SNPH). NCBI's taxonomy places the organism in Eukaryota, Metazoa, Chordata, Ceratodontiformes, Protopteridae. Bases 787 to 2457 code for a protein of 556 amino acids. The transcript has 6 exons. Gene Ontology annotation, cellular component: cytoplasmic microtubule; mitochondrion. The record is from RefSeq and is a predicted model, not a curated record. Gene Ontology annotation, biological process: neuron differentiation.